Schistocerca gregaria is the source of this 16583-nucleotide messenger RNA. Its product is annotated as serine/arginine repetitive matrix protein 1-like. Bases 1 to 2634 code for a protein of 877 amino acids. The transcript is spliced from 10 exons. Lineage: Eukaryota; Metazoa; Arthropoda; Insecta; Orthoptera; Acrididae. The record is from RefSeq and is a predicted model, not a curated record.
AUGUUAACAAGCUGCAAGGCAUUGUCUGUGGUGGCCAUGAGCCUCGUACUCAAGAGGCUGUCGGCGCCGCGGCUGGAGGCGCGCUCCUCGUCCGAGCCGCAGCUGUCGCGCCUGCCGCCGGGCCUGACGGUGGACGAGCUGCCCCGCUACCGCCGCCGCCGGCCGCCGCAGCACCUCUGUCCGCAGGACAACCUGAGGCCGGCGCGCGACGCCUCCUUCAAGGCCGUCAAGUCCGAGUACCGGCGCCGCUUCCUCUCCUACCCGCUACAGGCGUCUACGGAGCAAGCGUCCCAGUACGUGCGCCACGGGUCGCCGGCGCGCGCGCCGCUUCUGCGCAGGCGCACCAGCCUACGUACGGAGGGCGACCUGCUCGUGCGCGAGUCUGAGCUGCGAGCGCGCUUCAAGAGGCUGCAGGGCGCACAGCGCGCCGAGCUCGCGCGACGGCCCACCACACUCAGGAUGGAGGGCGAGAUGGAGACGCGCACUGAGCACCUGGAGCGCUUCUGCGAGCCCGGGUCGGGCGCGCGGCGCGCCGAGCUGAGCAAGCGGCGCACGCAGCUGCAGCUGGAGGGCGAGCUCGCCCGCGACACGGAGUCCCGCGCCAGCUUCGCGCCGCCGGCGCCCCCUGCCGAGCGCCGCCCGCAGCUGCGCAGGCGCGCCACCAACCUGCGCCUCGACGCCGACCAGUCGGCGCAGCUCAGCUCCGAGUACCGCGCGCUGUUCGCGGACUUCCCGCUGCGCGACCCGCCCGUGCGCCGGCGCCCGCCUCAGGGGAACCUCGCGCCGGGCCCCGGCCAAAUGGAGAAGGUGACGGAGAAGCGGGCGCAUUUCGUGGACUGGACGGGCGUGGCGGAGCGGCCGCGUCCGCACCGGCGCAGCUCGAGCCUCAAGCUGGAGAUGGAGAUGGCCGGCGGUAGCGGCGGCGGCGCGGUGCUGCCCGAGUACCGGGAGCGCUUCGUGGAGUUCCCGGCGGUGGCGCGGCCGGCCGCCGCCAGCAGGGCGCAGGCGCAGUCGCUGCGCCUCGAGGGGGACCUGCUCACCGAGACCGAGAAGAGCGCCCAAUUCGUGGACCACUACUCGCCCGUGGCGCGCCGCCGCCAGCGUCCCCCCAGCGGAGGAGACCCCGAGGGCAGCGGCACCGGCGCGCUGCCCCCGCUAGCUACGGCUGCGCAGCGCCCCGCUGCCGGCAAGCGCUCUGAAGACCAGGCCACCAGGGACCAGCAGGAGGAGAGGCGCCUGCAACGGCUGCAGGAGCAGCGGCGGCAGCGGCAGCUGGAAGAGCAGCAGCGCGAGCAGCAGGCGCGCCUCAUCCAGCUGCAGCGCGAGCUGCGCGCCCGCGCGCCGCCCGCCGGCCUGGAGCCCGUGUUUCCCGCCACGGCACCCGGCUUCCGCGACCAGCCGCAGCCGCAGCCGCAGGCGCAGGCGCCGCUCUCGCGCGGCCUCAGCCUCGACUCGCCCGCGGCGCGCCGCCGCGCUCAGCGCCGCCCCUCGCAGGCCUCCGCCACCGGUGCGGCCCCCGCCACUGCCACCGCCACACCGCCCACGCCGCGCAAAGCCCCCAACAGCCCCGCCCGCACCCCACCCACGCCGCGGAAGGUGCGCGCCCGCCACCAGUACGACAAGUCACCGCCGCACACUCCCAAAAAGUCAACCCCCAAGAAAGCGCCGGCUACGCCGCGAGUGGGCUCCCCGUCGCCGUCGGUGGGCAGUGGGCGGCGGCGGCCCGCGUCUGCGUCUCCCCACAGGCAGCAGCAGCAGCAGCAGCAGGAGCAGGCCAAGGGCGCUAGGCCGGCCGACACGCAGCUCCAGGAUGCCGAGGAGUCCGCCGCCAACCUCCAGUCGCCGCCGCCGCAACCGCAGCCGCAGCCGCAGCAGCUCCUCGCUGUACCCGUCAGUGAGGAGAAGCCAGCGCAGCCGACGCCUGGAGCCGUCCCGCAGACUGCCAGCCUGCCGCCGCUGCCACCGCCGGCUCCAGCUCCAGCUCCAGCUCCAGCUCCAGAGAGCAAGUCUUCCAGCGGCUGCAUCGGCGGCACCACGGACCGCCGGCUCACCAAGCUGCGGCCGGAGCCCGAGGCGGCCGAGAGGCGCCGCCUGCGGCCCGCCGCCCCCGGGGAGGUCUACCGAGCCUUCCACGUCCUCGAGAAGCCCGAGAAGACGGUCACCUUCGAGAUGGAUGUACGGCCGCCCACGAGGGGCCGCAGUGUAUCACGCAGCGGCCGCGGCAGCCGCUGCUCCGACGACCGUGGCAGCUGCUCGCUGGACCGUGCGCUGUCCCCGGGCUACCGGAUGCACGUGCUCAAUGUGGACGACAACGGCAACAGCGCUCCACAGCGUCAGCCAGACGUCGCCUCAACCGACACUGAAGGCACCGCAGCCGCUCCAAGGCCUACCUCGCCCACUGCACGCCGUGCUUCAUCACCACUACCUCUUCCACGACGCCGUGGUAGUCACAUAAGACGUGACAAUGCUAGACAUGCAUUUAUUGUCCUAGAUAAUGAUAAUGGCAACAAUGAUAACGGUAACAACAGUAACUUAAAUAAUAACAACAACACAACCAGAAGUGGAAUGCUUGAUGUUCCUAGAGGACGAGGAGGGUGGGUACCCUCCUGGUAUAAUGCUCCAACUUCCAUUUAAGAAAUAAUCAUAUAGUAUAUGUAGCUCUCUCCUCAUUUGAGAGAAGAAUAUCAUUAUAAUAAAUUGUGGAUGUUGAAGUAAAUCAGUAUUAAUUAAACUCUUUCUCUGUUAAAAUCAAUUCUUCAAUGGAAAGUUACAAAAGAAAUGUAAAGUAUUAUCACACAGAAGUAAAAAGUCACAGAUACAGUUUAACCUGGAGUUCUGAUUUAUUAUUGUGGUGCAUAAUACUAUGCAAAAUGUAUAUAAUACAUGAAUGAGAAACAAUGUGGUGCUCACAGGUGUUAAAAUAGAGUUUUUGACAAUUAAAGGAUUGUACUUAUAAAAUGUAUCUGAUACAUGUAAAAUGUAUCUGAGCAAAGACAUGUUCAUGAGAUGUAGAUCCUCAUUAUGGUGCUGUUUGCUACUGAACUUUUGCUGUCUGAGAUAUUAUUCAUUAAAUUUUUAUGUUAUUUCCGUUUUUUAGUACCACACUGGAUGAUUUAAAUUAUUUUAUCAAGAUAUUACAGUUCUAAUACCCCACUCAGUAGUAAUAAAUAAUUUAACUUCUUGCAUCACUUAUUUUGAGGCUUUUCAUACUGAUGCCUUAUAAUUUGCAACUAUUUCUCUAAUUUAUAUGAACUGUGGUAUUUGAAGCUUCCAAAAUUAAUUUCAGAUCAAAAUAGAACACGUUAUCACAGAACUACUGGUGACCAAGUUUUGGCUGUGUGUACUCUCACUACUAAAAAUAUUGAUUCAGGUCUUUUUUCAAUAAGAAAACAGAUAAGCAUUAUGACCAAAGCACUGAGCUGACAAAUAUGCCACAGUCAUAAAAUUUAGUACUGUGGUUUAAAUGAUUGCAUUUGUCUUUUAUUACAAUUUAUUAUUUUGAUAAGGCAAAAAGUUUCAUAGCAGGCAGUGAGAAAAUUACACAACAUCAUAUUAGACAGUAAUUCUUAUAUUAUAUAAGUAUUAUAAUUUCUAAAUGAAUUAUAUUUCAUAUUAAUGUUGGGGGACCAAGAAGCUUGUGAAAAGUAGAGAUAUGUAUCAUGUAUUACAGGGACAUUUUCAAAUUCAUGCCUUCCACUAACAUAUCGGUAUGAAGUGCUACCAUAAUUUCAUAUUAAAAAAUAGACCAUUAGAGAUGUAAUAAGUAAAAAUGUUAUUCGCAUAUCAUCCAAAAGUAAGGUCUAACAUGAAGACAUGAUUCCCCUCUUUCAUGAAAGAUGUUGAAUUGUAAAUUAAAUAGAAAGAAAACUCUGACUAUCUGGGGAAUGACCAUCAGAUAUUUCUAAUAAACUAUAAAAGUAUCAUAUAAACGUUCUGCAGAUGGAACAGUAUACAAACAAAAAUUUUUUGGACUUCAGUCUACAUCUCUCUUAAAGCAUUGUCUAAAUAUUUAGUAGCUUCACAAGUCAAUGCCAUUACACCAACAAGAAUUACAAUAUCACAAUGCUUUUAAAAAUGAAGCAGCUAGCAGCUGCACUUUAUAGAGCUGUUUGAAGUACCCUUCCUAAAUCAACUAUAAUAGGACCCUUUUGAAGAAUACUUGAAGUAUUUAAUAAGUAACCAGGAAAAAGUGAAAAUGUGUGUCAAAUGUGCCCAUCUGUGUAGAACUGUCUACCAACAAACAUAAAAACUGGCAGUAGUGGGCCUAAACAGAUGAUAAAUACCCAGAUUUUCUUAGUUGAAAUUCCUUUCAUUCACAUCUAUUAUGGAUAAAAGGAAGGUGUGAAAUAGAUGGCAAAAAGAAGUUAUAGUAUUGAGUACGUUGUUUAGAAAUAUAUGUUAUGAAAGAAACAGUGCUUCUCUUUUAUUACCAACAACCUACCAAUAAAGGUUUGUGAUUUCCAAUAUUUUAUGUAACAGCUCCCAUGCCAGUUGUCUUAAAAGUAGAAGGGUAAUCUACAAAUCUAUGGCAAAAGUAUGAAUAUUUUUUUGUAGGAGUGAAAUAAGUACAUAUAAACUGCAUUUACAGAUCCAAGAGUGCACAAAAGAUUCCAAAGAAACAAUGACUAAAGUAAAAUAAAAUGUAAAGCAUUAUGUUUGUCAUUCAAACGAAAAAUUAUUCUUUUGUGGGUCAAAUCACGGGCUGAAGAUUAUACAGUGAAACAUACCAUAAGAACUUCAUGUGUGAAAGAGCUUUGAUGCAUUCUCCUAUAUAACAUUUACUGUACUCUCUGUGUAAUCAUAAUUUCAUAUAAUGUAAAUUACUUAAAAUUUUAUUGUGAGCAAGCUAUUGCCACAUUUGAUGUCAUACCUCUUGAAACAAUAAAUGAAUAAUAAAAAAAACACUAUAUCACAUUUAAAAUUCAAAUGUGAAGGGCUGCUAUUUAUUGAAACAUAUUACAACCUAAUACUCACACAAACUAUGAUAACUGAACUUAGUGAAGAAACCAAAACCGAAUUUCAUCAGGCUGUCAACUUUCCCUAUAUGACAAAUCAUAUUCACACCUAUUCAAAAAGUGCAUAAUGUCAUCUUUUUGUACUUUUUUGAGUGUAUUACCCUUUAUCAUUUUUCUGGCUCACCUGAAACAAUUUUAAGACAACUUUCUUCCCUGCAAUACCAAUUAGAUUUUUUAAUAUCAUUUGAGCUCUUUAAAAGCCAUGAAAAAAUAAAUUCUCCAGGAUUUUUUUAAAUUAUCAGAGCUCUAGAGAAAUAAAUAAAUGAUAUAUGGUCUUCAGUCAGUCAUAAAGUUCAAAAAUCUCAUACACAUAGCUAUGGAAAAUACCUGAAGCAUCUCAUUAGUUUCUCCACAGUAUGGUCCCAUGUGGCCUGUUCAUAGUUCCAAAUCUUUCUUGUUCUUUGACAUGGAACAUUUGAUUUGAGACUGUGGAACCUUGAGAAAAUAUUCUGAAUAUUUUUAAUGAAUCAUUAUUUAUACAAGAGAAAAUAAAAUCACAGUACUGUAUCAAGUCCCGAACUGAUCCUUCCAUGUAUAAAACAUCUUGCCACUUAUUCUUGUGGAAGUUCUUGGACUGUGGUUACCAUAUGCUACACUCAUAAAGUUAAGUCUCCUUAUUGCUAUUGCAAGGAAUUUGUCCAAUGUAAAAGCUCAAAAUAAUUUCGUACUGUCUAUGAAAUUCAGUGUUUGUGCAGAAUUCAGACUAAGUCUAUUUUGCCAAAACCAUCAAAAGAAAAAGUAUUUUUAUUUAAAUGUUUCUGACAUCAAUAGUAUACAGUCUUGUGCUGUAGCAAAUGUCAGGCCACAUGCAACUACAAGUGUUCAAUCAGUCUGGAAAAAUACAAAAUUCUUAAUUAUAUUUCAUUUUUAAACCACUUCCAUUGCUAAUGCAGCAUACGGCCAUUAAUCAUCGAGUGUUCAUAAUGUAAUAUGGUAAGAAUUAAUUGUAAUGUUUACAAUUUCUGCCUAGAUUAAAACAUAUUAAUUGUCAAAUUGCAAAAUCAUAAUAAUAGAUUUGUCCCAUUUACUCCAGGUGCCUAGUUUGUGUGCUGAGAAAGUGAAUGCUAUGUUGCUUGGAAGAAACUCUAAAAUAAUACCAUCAAAUUUCUCUAUAUCAUGAACUUUAAUAAGAAAAUAAAAUAAAAGAAUAUUUUAAUUAAAGUUCAUAACAUUUUGUAAGCUAUGACAUUAGUGCCUUUAAUUUACCCCACAGUGUGUUAUUUGGAUGAAAAGCAUGAAAUGUAUGUAUUUUUGUUCUUCUUGAAAGGUAGUAAUGUAAUUCUCAGAUAAAUAUAAAUAGUAUUUAAUAUGUUAUCUAAGUAAAACUGCCAUUCAUCAACUUUAACUGCCUGAGAACUGCCAAAAGUUAGCUGUAAUGACUUCAGGUAGAGCUUGAGGUUAAAUAUAUUAUUAAAACAAAAGAAGUCUUUUAAAGACUGAAUAGCAGAAAAUGUUUCAAUUUAAGUAGUUUUUGAAGAGAUUUGUCAUUUUUUUUUAGAUGGAGAAAAUGAUUACCACUAAAUAUAUGACAUGUGCUACCUUUUAAGUGGUCAAUUAAGUAGUGAUGAGAAUAGAGAAUGUCUCAAGUCUUGAGUCCUGCCAAUGUACAAUAUCUCUCUCUCUCUCUUUCCAAUAAAACAAGUGUCUACACAUAAUCAUAGAGGUAACCUGGCCAGCAUUUAUUUGAUGAAGUUUUUCUGAUGCUACAAUCAUCACUGAUGGUGUAUGGUAAAUCUCUCUUCUUGCAUUUGCUUAAUGCUUGAAUGUACAUGGUUCCUUAGGAAACAAAAACCAGACACUGGCUAAAUCAAUUACAACAUGAAAGAUCCGUAGAUGUAAUUAAAUACUUCAAAGUUAUCAACAAAGCACCAGUAUGUAUCAACAAGUAAGUUCAGCAGUAAAUUAUUCGAUGAAGUAUGUGGUAUAAACCGAAUAAUGAAAUCUUUGCAUGUGUCAAAUAUAGAGAAUCAAAAACAUUAAUGAAGUCUAACAUACUGAAAUCUUUUUUUUUUUUUUAAAAAAAAGAAAGAGUUAUGUGCUAUAAAGUUGAAUACUUUCAUCAAAUUGUUAUCAUGUUUCUUACUGUUAUUAAGCUUGAUACACUACAUACUGUUACUACCUAUUGCUUUAAUUACAAUGUACUGAAAACAGAGUCUCUGUAGAUAUAUGCUUGGCAAUUGUAUACAGAAAUUCUGUUAAAACAUUAUUGGCAUAUAUGCUUUUAUACAAAAAUUCACCUCUCUUAAGCCACAAAUAUCGUUGAUUGUAUUAGUGGUCUUAUGUUUAGUUAAGGACAAUAGUUGAUAAAAUUGGCAGAGAAAAAUUUUAUAUGAAUGAAGUCUAGAUGCCAUUACUUUUACUAGCCAACAAGUUAGUAUUUUUCAUUCAUUAUUUUAUUAAUUGUGAAGAGUAGUUCAGAAUAGCUGUUUUGUUUCUAUUCUUUGUGUCUCAUCUAUAAGAAUGUAUAAAUUUUAAUGCUUUAAUGUCAUAUUAGAUUCAUCUGUAAUAUAGCAGAUAGUGUUCCACCACUUAUUAUUUCUUUUUAUGGCCUAGAGAUCUUGCAGACAUUAUUGUUUUCAUCUUUUGAUUGAAGGACUGGAACACAAAACAUUUUCUUGAGUUACAUCCUUAAUUUUAUCUGUACGUAGACAUACACAUACUGCACAAAAGUGAAGUUAGAACUUCAUAUUAGAUUAUGAUGCAUGCAUAUGAAACAUCAAAGAACUAAGUGAAUGUAGUAUAGGAAGAAAGUGCAAAAUGUCACAGUCUUCUCUCAACUUACAUGCAGCCUACUGAUGUAUGGAUAUUCCAUUCACAUUAACAUUUUUAUAUGAAUAAAAUCUUAGAAUAUUUUGCCACAUAAAAUGGGGCAACUGGAUGUAUAUAUAAUUCAUCAUCAAACACAAAUUACUUGACAGUUUUGUCAGUGCAGCUUAUCAAAUAUUUAUUCUUCUUAUCAAUACAAUAACCAUUCACCCUUUUCUUAUUUUUUUGGAGUGUCUGAAAGAACAGAUACCACACACAUAAUUAAGGUGAGGCUGGCUAAUGGUCCCUUCAGUGCAGAUGCAGACAAUGUUCAAACUUACAGGAAUUGGCAAAAUGCCGUAAGUAAUGAGAAUAAUGGGCAGGGAUACUAUCUCAGUAGCAUGUGCAUAAGUUAAGAAUUUGGUUCUAAUGGGAGAUGUGCUAGGGUAGUCUGUGCAGUUGCGAUGACCACUGUGCCCAGAUGGUUUAGUGGGCAGAACAUCUGCCUUGUGAGUGGGAGAUCCAGGUUCAAAUCGAAAUCUGGCACAAAUUUUCAACUUUUCCCACUGAUGUAAAUCAAUACUCACUAGCAGUUAAAUGUCAUUAAUUCCUUUGUGCCUUGUUAUAACAUCAUUCUUAACUGCUUGCAGUCAUUUAAUGCCUGAACUUUACACUUCAGCUACAGAGGGAGACUUUGGGCUAUUUGCGGUGUUUAGUUGAGAAGAAAUUUGGAGAAAUAUCACUAGAAAGGAAAAAUGGCAGUGUAUGUCUAAAACAAACAUUUAAAUAGUGUUCUGUGAUAAAUUCUCAGACUGGAUUAAUAACUGAAGUAAGUUCUCACAUUUGAAAAGGUUUUUCUUACCAUCUUUGAUUGCAAAGAAAUGUUGCUCACAAAGUAGCCUCCAGUUGAAGAAACGAGCCAUGUUUAUAACAUACCACCUCUGUGACUGAAGACUGGUUCACUAGCAUUCUCUACCAGUGUUGAUGGCACAUUUUAUUACAUUCCUACACUCAAUUUUUUAUUUUGUAUUGGUUAGGCAUUGUCUAUGAACCAUAUAGAAACAUACUAUUAGCAAAUUCAUCAUUUUUUCAAUAUCUAAUAGGCCCUUCAUGAAAAGUGAUGUUAACAUCCUGUUAUUCAUAGCUUUGCCCUCUGAAGAAAAUAUUUUGUUUUUAGUGUUUGCUGGUUUCUUUUUCAGUGAAUAUCUAUAAAUUCUCUGUGUAUAUCUCUUCCAAUGUUGUCUUGGCUAGCCACCUCUUAAGCAAGAAAAAUUCCUAUUACUACUGAUAGACACAUUUAAAAGUAGAAAAAAACUAUUUUUGAAUCUAUUAGAUUCUUUCUUGAGGAGGAAAGUUGGGUUAAAAAAAAGUAAAAAAAAUUUGGAGGUGAUCCAGGUCGUGCAAGCCCCAGGUGAAAGGUAUUCCAUUGUUGUGAAAAUGAGCAGAGGCAAAGAAUAUGAUUUGGUGUAGCUGUAUGAUUAUUACCACCUUAUCAGAAUUAUAAAAUAAUGAGAAAACUGUCUCUAGUAACUGAAUACUUACGACUUUCGUCUCAUUUUGAUACAAUUGUAAUUAAUUGUUUUUUAAGCUAUCACCUACUAAAAACAUGAUUUAAAUAAUAUAACACUAAAUGUACAGCCCAAAUAGAAACAAGGCCAAACUAUGAGCUCACAUUUUUAGUCAAAGAAAAGAAAGAAUAAAUUAGUGUAAAUGUGAGAAAAUUAUUACUUGAACAAAAGUAUGAAUACAUGAAUACGAACUCAAACAUAAGUGAAAAAUGUAGCAAAAAGAAAUAAAAAGAGAUGGAUUUUACUAUGCAUCACCAUAAACCAAUGUGAGUGUAAAUUUGUAGAAGACAUUUGAAACUGGGCCUUCUGAGUGCCACCAUAUAUUUCAAUUUGAACUUGCACUGCUAUAGAGAGCAUGAAAUCUUCAUUAUGUGAACUUAGAAAAUACAAAUGCUAGUUUUGAGACAUGUGAAUUAAUGACUGUAUCAUAUAGUAGCUUGUGAAAAUUAUUUAAUAGCUGAUUACAUAAUUCUUUAUGUACAAUAUAUUUUUCACAAAAAAAUGAUACUGGAGUUGAAAAAAAGUUAUAGAUCAAAUGUGCCAUAUCUUUCAUCACAGAUAAAAGAUACACAUUGUUACAAUAAUUUUGGAAAUAUGUUCUCAAAGAUCACUAAAAAACUGCUACAAACUUUUCAAAAACCAUAAAUAUUUCAGAAAUUGCAGUUAAUAAUGCUGUAUGGAGUAUCUCCAAAAAUGUGCCACGCCAAUGGAAAUCUUUUAUUACCAUUUGACAUUUUUAUCUUUUAACAAAGUGUUUCUCAAUUUCCGCUCUACUUGACUGUUUGCUUUCUUGUGCACUGUAUUUUGACUAACUCAGUUAUCUUCUUCAGCCUGCAUCUUGUGGUCAUGUGGUAGCGUUCUCGCUUCCCACGCCCGGGUUCACGGGUUCGAUUCCCGGUGGGGUCAGGGAUUUUCUCUGCCUCAUGAUGGCUGGGUGUUGUGUGAUGUCCAUAGGUUAGUUAGGUUUAAGUUGUUCUAAGUUCUAAGGGACUGAUGACCUAAGAUGUUAAGUCCCAUAGUGCUCAGAGCCAUUAUCUUCUUCAGUUUUUAGCACUGGCCAUGUGCUUGCAGUGUAGGCAUUGACCAAACAGUAACAUAGUGCUGUUGUAGCCUUUCUUUUAUUACAACAGAAUUUAUGGACAGAAUUACAAAUGAAAUAGCAGAACAGCUCCAGAGCUGAUCAAAUGCAUGAUGAACUAGAGUCCAACAGAAGAACCCAACAAGAGUCUGAGAAUAAUGUUAAAUAUCCUGUACUCAGUUACAGAAUUAAAGUCCAAUUUGAUUGGUGUAGUAACUUAAAAGAAGUGAUGUACUUUUUAGAUAAGUCAUGAUUACAUCAUACAAUUAUAACCAAUCAUACAGAUAAAUUAUCAAUUAAUCUCAAACUUGUGAUGACAGAUCUCCUCAGCCUUGAAAAGAGAAAGGUGAGGUUAUAAAUACAAAAAAAAAAAGAACAGUAAAUGAGAAGAGGCAUAUUCUAUGCAGUAGAGAAGUUGAAAGUAAAUGACAGAAUACAGCAUUUAGCACUCAAAUGCUGUUAAAGCUAACAUUUUAAUGCACUAAAAUUGGCAGCUACCUGUCUUAAGAACUAUAAUCUGCUAAAUGCUCAACAGCACAGCAAGGUAUGCAGAUGAGGGAAAAAGAAUACAGCAUACAGACAUGAAAACAAUGUAAUAUGACAUAAAAAACAGAAAUCAUGCAAAGAGGUCAGACCAGAGAAACAAAGACCUCAGUUGUAAGAUACAGUAAGGGAGAAGUUGUUUGUUUUGAGAAACUGCACAGUUAAGUUUCAAAAAAUUCUCAUAAAUGAGCUACUUCAGGAUCAUCCAUUGCAGUUUUAUUAUACAACUAAGUCAUAGUUUCCAAAUCUUUCUACAGUAAUGGUAUAUUUUUAAAUCACAAAUUCUUAUUCUUAAAAACACAUCAGUGGCUACUUCACAUUGAUUAGUUGCAAACUGAGUGCACUUAACAUCAGUUACCACUGACUUACAACAAUUUACUUGCUGGGUGAGUGAAAGAAACAUUACUGUGACACCUCUAAAAAAUACAAAUUUACAAGCUCAACAUUGUUUCAGUUAUGAUAUAAAGAUUUGCAAUACCAAUGUUUGAAAUAAUGAAGUAUAACAUCUUAAAAAAUUAAUCUGUGUUCAGUACAAUGUUAAUGGUAGCACUUAACAUUUCUGCCAUCACAUUGUCAAAUAAAUUAAUAUAAACAAUGCUAAGGAACUCAACUUAAUAUUGAGUACUUGCUUACAAAUUAUUCACAUUUACAUUAUGUAACAACUUUUGAACUACACUUGCAUUUAGCAACUUUGUUUUCAUAGCAGUCAUGAGCCCUUUUAAAAGGAUAACAGUUAUGUGAAUCUUGUUAUGGUUCAGAGGAAAAUUUAACAUAUAAAUAAAUGAGGAAUUUACUAAACAUGUAAGAAAACUUCCAACCCAUUGCAGUUAAUUUUCAUUGCCAUAUAAAUAUUAGAAAAUGAGGGAAGAACAUGCAGUAUUCAUACUUCACAAAUUUCAUGUUCUUUUUUGUUUAUAGUUUCACUGCAUGUUACAUUGAGCAACAUUUCUUUAUACUCCUUUUCUAUAGUUCUUUUGAGUAUCAAUAAAGCAAGAUCCUAGUCCAUUCAAAAUAUGAUCCUUCAGCAAAUAGUAGAUAAAAACAUAGUGUAUAUUAACUCCCCACAAGAACUUGCCCUGUGAAUUCAAUCAUUUGUUGUCAAUCUGCUUUUAGUAUUUUUAGUGGUUUCUGAAAUAUUUGAAAUCACAGUAUGUGGAACAAACAUAGAUAUGCUACCUAGUACAUGCUUUAAACAGGAAUUCUGGAUCAUGAUAACACUGAUGAAGAGGAAUUAGAAAUGCAUCUGAAAUUAACAGGAGUCCUCUAAUAUUUCCUUUGCACAACAUCCAGCUUGUGCUGAAAAGAGUUAAUUGCAAUUUUGGGUAAUGUAACUGACAUAUUCUAAUAGAAUGACAACAAAUACAUAAUGAGAGCUUAGUAAUGCCACAUACCUGUGCAUAUUAUAAGAACAUGGAUGUAGAUAUACAAGUAAAAUUCCUCUAAAAUAAGUAGGUGGUUUCCUCUGGAUUCCAGGUAUAAAUUAAUUAGCUUCAUUUAAUAUAUGAUCAUGCUUCAGUCUUCUGUUACUCUCUUGCAUAAAACAAUUGUGAGGAUGCACAGUUAUCUUUUAAUUUUUUUUUCAUUUUUCCUGAUUCUCUCUCUUCUAAGUAUAACCUUAAGAGCUACCCAAACAACAGAAAAUUCAGGUUGAAAUACCUAUAAUAUUAGGAAUAAGAUAGAUUGCUAUUUGCUGUAAAGAUGACCCACUGAGUUGAAGUCAAGCACAAUGAAAAGACUGUCACACAUUACAGGCUUCAGCCAAAACUGUCUUCAGAAAAGAAAGCACACACAUAUAUUCACGAAAGCAAGCACACCUCACACAUACAUGACCACUAGCAUUGACAGAUCUGACAGGAGUCAUUAUGGUCAGAGCUGCCUGUGGUAGCACUCAUGUGUGCAUGAGGUGUGGUCGCUUGUGUGGAUGUGUAUGCAUUCUCUUUGCUGAAGAAGGCUUUGGCCAAAAGCUACAAUGUGUAAUAGUCUCUAUGUUGAGCUUGUAUGCAACUCAAUGUGUCAUCUUUAAUAGCUAACUACAGUUUCCUUGAUGUCUUGCCUGUUGUUAAUAGCAAUAAGAAUCUAAAGGGUAAUAACCAAGAUAAAUAUAUUUACUGUAAUUACAAGAACAGUAUAGUACACUGUCACCUUAUGAAAGAAGCUCUAAAUGAACAACUUAAAGUAGAUAAGCAAAUAACCUUGUUGGCAGUUUGAGGUCACAAGUGAGACAGUAAUGACUUGGAGAUUUAAGGAGAAAAUCUUUCAGUAAAAACAGGAAAUUAAGGGUAUUGCAAAUUACAACACUUAUAACAGACUAAAAUGACAGUAUAAAUUAAAGAAACAAGAAUGUGACUUCAUCCACUCUUGCAUGAUCAUAAGGAUAGACAUCACUGAUGUGGAGCGAGUCAGACAAGGAAUUCCAAACAUAUACAGAAAAUCCAGAGUGACAAUCAUAAUGAGAAUAAUGCAAAUAAAUUUGUGUGUGAAAUUUGAAAAAGGGAUUGAAAACAAGAUUUUAAAAAGCAAACACCAACUGGGAAAAAAGGCUACUGGAAGCAUUCUUUACACACUAUAAGUGUUGUUACGGUAUGCCAGUCGCUAUCUCCAGAACACUUCAUCUGCAGUUUAUUUGGUGAUGAGUGUUCCACAUUUGUAUUAGACAGCAUCUGGUAGUGAAAUAUUGAAACUGACUGAAGUUUACUCACAGUCAUGACAACAGCAUAUGUUUUGCAAUUACUCUGUGUAUGUCAGAGUACAUAAUGUCCCUGACAGAAAUGGACUAAGAAUUAAUAUAAACUUCAGUUUUAAUUGAGGUAUUUAAGAGAUAUGGAGGCUACCUGAAAAAAUUAAAUUUACUUGCAACUGUUACUAACAUGCUCUAGUGAGCUGGAAUGGAUGUCUGAAUAUAUUCCUCCUGUUACUUUUUGUACAUGACAGACAGUAAAGAGCCAUUACGUCAUCCCCUAACACCGAACAAGAGCUUUCCACAUUGUACCCAGAUAUGAUACUUCCCUAACUUUCAAGAAUUAUUACAGUGUUUAUUGAAAUAACUACUCUUAUAUGAUGUUUCACUUCCUCAUAUGCUGUACCAGCACACCAUUAUUACCUGAGACAGGACUAAAUUAUGGUAUUUUUUUAGCCAGUAAAAGUUCCACAAAGCUAAUUACCCAAAAUACCAUCAAUAACUAUUAUUGGUUUUUUAAGAGUUUAGGCAGCAUUCUACAAAAAAAAGUUUUCAUGUAUAACCUUACCAAGAAAGAAAAUCCAUCAUACAAUGUAUAUAUUGGUUGAAAAAAUUUCACAAGGAAACUACAAAGAAGAAAGUUACAUAUGUAUGACAUUUAAUGAUGGUGCUUGAGAUAUUAUGCCAUGUUUUGCACAAAAUUACUUUUAUACAGCCAUAAAAAUAAAAAUAAAACUGACAUAAAAUCUAUAUUGGGACUGAUAAAUAUGACUAAACCAUUUCAAGUACAAGAAAACACUCAAAAGACUAGGAUGGAAUAUACAGCUUUCACAGUGAGUUUAAGAGUAAGGCACAAAAAGGUAAACAUAUAUGAAAAUGCUGACUCACACAACUCACAUUUAAAUAAAUUACGUGGGUUAAAGAGAUUACUGAAAUUUUUUGUAUGACUUCCAGUGCUUAGUUUCAUGGAGAAAAAUGUAGAAUACUGCUGACAGUCACAUACAAAAGCAAGUGGGAUUGAUCACAUUUUUCUAGUUAUAUUCUCUUUCAAACUCAAUUCACUACUAAUUUAUUGAGGAAUGAUAAUACAGACAUCGCAUUUGCUGUCACAAGUAAACUUCUUGUCACUAAAAUUGAAACUGAAAAGGUCUUAUAACACUACAGUGUAAAAUAACAGUGCAACAAUGCUGUAUGUAACACUAAAGAGCUACAUCACUAUCUGUAUUCCCAUUAAUACCAAUAUGAUGUGAGUGAGGUUAUUUACUAAAAUGGGGACAAUAAUUCAGUUUGACAAACAUGUAUCUGUAUUUUUUGUGCCAUAAAUAAAGUGAAAAUGAGACACAGUAACAAAACGUGAACCCAUGAUAGCAAUUCAGUCCACUAACUAUCUGAAACAUAGUCUUUAUUUAAAAAUUAAUGUCAUGGUGUGGUAAUACUCUAAGUGAGAAACAUACUGCAAGAUUACAAUUUGAAAUGUUUUCAGAGUUGUAAUUCAUUCAAUUUGUUUCAGCUUGUGUAAGUUUGCAACUUUGAGUUUUCUUUUUCUCAUUGAGUAGUUAAAUGCCCCUCGCCUGUCAAAGGCACUACAACAACAUGCUACAAGGGAAGAUAAAUUGCAUACAUGAUUUGCAGAGAAGACAGUCUCUUACAGUCAUUAUUUUCUGUUUUUGUUAAUUUUAUUUUUAACAAAAUGUGUUCACAAAUGUCAGUUAAUCUACUCAUACAAGACUGGAAAUCGAUGCCUGGUAUAGAGUAGCCAUGAUUAUCUUUCUGUUUCCUCUCAUUGAUAAAAUAUCUUGCUGGCAGUAUUUGAAAUAGUCAAAUUGUCCAGUCUCCAUAAAAAACAGUGAAACUUACUGCUUCACUAUUAAUUUAACAUUCAUGUUUAAGAAAUAAAUUUAAAAUGGCAAUUAUUACAAAUAUAUUAGAAUGAAAUAAUGUAAUGUUAAACUAAAUCUCAGAAUUGCAUGUAAUUUCAAUGUUAGCAUAUGUCAAUGCUCAUAUGCUGUAUGAAUUAACUUGGAAUUAGUGUGGUACUCAAUGAAAUUCAUGUCAUCAAUGUAUUUAGUCAGAUAUGUUGUGCUUUGUGUUAGUUUCAUUUUACUGUACAGGUACUAGUUUUAGUUGAGAUGAUAAAAGUGUGAGACCUAAUCCUUUCCAGCUGGAUGUACUCUUCAAGACUAUUAUGUGAUUGCUAAUAAAUUACAAAUUAGGUAUGUCCUUUAAAAACAUGUUGAAAAAGGUAAAUGUUAACUAAAAACUUGAUAUGUAUCCACUGCUGCUAUUACAUUUAGGAAAGUAAUGAUAUAUGUGAACUUGUUGUGUACCCAAACAAAACCUAUUCCCAUGUUACUAGAGAAAGAUGUUUUAUGGGAGAAGGAAUCCUACUGAAGAUUGUACAUGUUAAGUAUUGACUAUUGUAUAUGUACAGCAAUUAAUCAUUGCUAAAAGUUAAGUGUGUUGAAAUAAUCACUCCCUCUAAAUGUAAUGAAGCAUCCUGUUUCCCAGUAUGUUGAUGUACCUCCUUAUGACUAAUAGAGUAACUGAAACAAAGCAGUUCUUCAGAUCCUGGUAAUAGUAAUACUACCACUUUAUAAUUUCAGUUAGAUAAAACAGAAGUUUUCAGUAUAAACUGAUCAGAUUUUAAGGCUGGCUGUUCCAAACAUCAAUGAACACUUCAUUUAUAACACCAAUCUCAUAAAUAUGUUUGAGUCAUCAUGUGAAAACAAUAUCAAACAAAACAUAAAUGAAAGAUAGAUAUGCUGGUCACAUCGUUUUACAGACAGUUCAGAAACUGCUUUUGUUUCCUGCUCUGCAGAGGAAACUCCUCUCUCUAUCCUAUUUAUGUAUAAUAUUAUGUAUAUGAGAAUGCAUAAACCCUUCCAGAAAGCAUUUAUUGUAGAAACCCCUACCACAGUGUAUAUACAUAUGAAAAAAUAUAUGUCUAUAUUAGUAGC